Messenger RNA from Copidosoma floridanum, 1337 nucleotides. RefSeq names its product 17-beta-hydroxysteroid dehydrogenase 13. Gene Ontology annotation, molecular function: oxidoreductase activity, acting on the CH-OH group of donors, NAD or NADP as acceptor. The record is from RefSeq and is a predicted model, not a curated record. NCBI's taxonomy places the organism in Eukaryota, Metazoa, Arthropoda, Insecta, Hymenoptera, Encyrtidae. Gene Ontology annotation, cellular component: lipid droplet.
GCAUCUUUUUUUUUGUUUUUCGCUCUGUCGCAGUUAAAAACAAAUGCGCGCACCACUCGAGUGCGUUUUCUUUCAACUUUCAGAGGCAAAUCGUAAAAAUAAUAGAAUGCGUGGAGUGAGCAGCGAAGAAAUUACACAUUGUCGGCAGCGAUUUCAGCGAACGCUUAUCAGUUAAGGAGGAAAAACAACAAAAUUGAGACACCGGCCGAAUAAAUAAGUAUAUUAACAAACAAGAGAAGGUCAGCUUUCCCUACUUUGAGAAAAAAAAAAUAUAUAUAUAUGAAGCUCAUUUUAAUAGGACUAUCUUUCGAGUGAGCCGUUGGUGCAGUCAGUCAGCCUUCAUCAACAUGGUCAAACAUUUUCAAACACCUAAAAUGCUACUACGAUUAUAUUCCUUAAUCGUACUAGGAUUAGAUUUAACCACACUAUUGUUUGGCAUCUCGUUAGCAAUAAUCAUGGCCUUGUACAGAACAUUCAGACCACCAUCCUUGAAAAAUAUUCAUGGAGAGGUAGCAAUGGUCAUCGGAGCUGGAAGAGGAGUCGGCAAAGAAACAGCUCUUCUUCUUGCUCAGCUUGGAGUCAACGUGGCCUGUGUGGAUAUUGAUUCAGAAAGCUGUCAGGCCACUGCUAACAGAGCCUUACAGUUAUCUGGCACAGCUAAGGCGUUCACCUGUGAUGUAACCAAUAAAAAACAAGUGUGUGAUACAGUACAAAACAUUAAAAUGGAAUUUGGAGACAUUACUAUGUUGUUUCACUGCUGUGGUGUACCAAGUCCCAGAGCUUUAACUGAAAACCCAGUUGAAAUACGAAAAACUAUGGACGUUUCCGUCAUCAGCCACUUUUUGCUUCUUGAUGCAGUUCUCCCAGGAAUGCAGUGUAUGAACAAAGGUCAUAUUAUCAUUUUAUCUUCAGUAGCCGGUUUAUCUGGAGGUAUCAGCCGUGGGUCGCGAAUCCCACUGUCAACGGCACAAUUCGCUCUUCAGGGCUUUGCGGAAUCCUUGCAGACGGAGCUCAGACACUCCAACAGUAACAUCAUCAUAACGCUCGUUCAUAUUUAUCCUUUCAUUGUUAGCGCGGAAGCUGCUAAGGAUAUUCAAUUCAGAAUACCGAGUUAUUUUGGGACUAUGCCGGCGACGGAAGUUGCAAAGCGAAUUUUAGACGGAGUACGAAGAAAUUACGCAGAGUUCAGCGUGCCCGGUUAUCUUUUGUACUUGGGACAUGUUUUGAGAAUACUGCCAAAAAAAGCAUCGUUCAUGCUAAGAGAUUUACUGGACACCGGAGUUGACUUUGCAUAGUUUGGAAAAAUAAAAAUUAAUUUUGAUACUCGUGAAUAUUUC